AUGUCUGCCAUUCAAAGGACACUCUUCGCGCGCCAAGCCUUCUCGCUUCUCUCGCGUCCCGCGACCGCGCGCCUAGCUCCUGCUACUCUGACCAGGGCAGUAACGACAGCCCGUACCUUCACAGCCUCGGCCUCUUGGCGCUCUGAGGACUCGACACAGCCUAGGUACCUAUUUAGACGAAUCGACCCGCCAGCUCAACACAACCUGCCUCACCAAAGCCCACAGGAUGCUCAACAACAACAACAACCAAUCUCGGCCUCGCAUGCCAAGACAACACCCGAAGCUAUUCUGAAGAAGGCUUUGACCUUUGUGCCCGAACAUGGAUGGACAACUGUCUCAAUCGCCAAGGCUGCAGAGUCAAUGGGAUACCCUACCAUCAUCCAUGGCAUGUUCCCCAAAGGCGGAGCUGAUCUGAUCGACUACUUUCUGCAAGACUGUCUCGAACGCCUUCCUCUGGAAUUGGAGGGCAGAAUGGAAGGGUUGGGCACACAGGAAAUAAUCAAGCUGGGAACACUGACAAGACUUGGAAUGAUCGCACCCUAUGUCGACCGCUGGCAAGAGGCAUUGGCCAUCAUGGGCCAGCCCUCAAAUGUCACCAUGUCUCUGAACCAUCUCGCCAGGAUUGUCGACGAGAUCUGGCACCUCGCAGGCGAUAAGAGCGCAGACAUGAACUGGUACACAAAGCGCGCCUCCCUCGCAGGAGUCUAUACCACCACAGAGCUCUUCAUGACAACGGACAAGACUCCCAGCUAUCAGGCCACACAAAAGUUCUUGGACCGUCGCUUUGAGGAUGCUGCCACCGUGGGCAAGGCCACCAACGAGGUCUUGCAGAUCGCCGAGUUUGGCGCCAAGUCUGUCCUUGGACUCAUCACAUCAAAAGGAUUCCGCAUGUAA
This is a messenger RNA of Linnemannia hyalina, 894 nucleotides long. NCBI's taxonomy places the organism in Eukaryota, Fungi, Mortierellomycota, Mortierellomycetes, Mortierellales, Mortierellaceae. The record is from the annotation of a GenBank genome assembly.